This is a messenger RNA of Syngnathoides biaculeatus (alligator pipefish), 6735 nucleotides long. Its product is annotated as prestin-like. Gene Ontology annotation, cellular component: membrane. NCBI's taxonomy places the organism in Eukaryota, Metazoa, Chordata, Actinopteri, Syngnathiformes, Syngnathidae. Gene Ontology annotation, molecular function: chloride transmembrane transporter activity; oxalate transmembrane transporter activity; secondary active sulfate transmembrane transporter activity. The record is from RefSeq and is a predicted model, not a curated record. Bases 2628 to 4715 code for a protein of 695 amino acids. Gene Ontology annotation, biological process: transmembrane transport. The transcript has 19 exons.
UCAACUCCCAACAGGAGCUCCCCAGCGUACCAAUCCCAGAAAGCACCCUCGGCUCGUGACGGACAUCUUCCUCUCCUCUCAGACUCCAAAGUAAUACCCUGGAGAUCCCAACAACUCCCUGACUCUUCUUUCACAUCUCUUCACAAAGCCCCUUCUCCAAAACCGCCACCAUCAACCCCUGAUCAUGGGAAUCAGAACAAAGAGUUAACCUUAAAAGCUGACGGAUGCGGAGAAUUCACGACACAGUGCAUGUCAGCCCAGUCGGUGACACCUCGGCCAAGCCGUCUCCCUGCUAUGCGUCCUGUCACCAACCUCAGCUUCUCUCGCAGCUUCACUUUCUCUUUCUUUGAGCUUCCUCUGCACCAGUCGCCUCAGUGGCGUCCUGAACGCAUGAGGAACCUUAUGCAGCUUUUGAGACAAACACACUACUGAGACAAAUCGAGCAAUUACAAAAACAAUAUGUUGUCGCUAUGCAAAGCAAUUUAAGACGAUGAUAAUAUGGGUGGUUUUUAUCUUCUAUUUCUCAAAACUUCAUCACUUUUAGAAACGAGUGGCUUGCUAAAAUCUCUUACAACCCUCGAAGGCCAGCGUAAUUUGGGUUGUGGCGCAUGCAGGAGGUGUCAAAAUUGCAGUGCAAGCUAAUAACUUAGCUCAUUGACACAUAUAACAAGAUUAUACAAUUUAAUCACAAGAUAUAUUGAAUUCUAAUCCGUUACAUUACUAGAAGAAUACAGUGUAAAUUACAGUUGCUACUGGAAACUUUCAUUAUCGUAAUUUUACUUAGUUAACUUGUAGUUACACAUGAAGACAGAAGAACAGACUCCCCCCCCCCCCCCUCAUAAUGUUGAACUUUUUAUUUUUGGAAUUGUGCACAUUUGUCAUUGGAUCAAUUUGUAUUCUCCACAUGCAGUACUCGUAAAAUGCAAAAAAAAAAAAAGGCUUUUUUUAAUUAUGGAUUUUUGGAUGGUGUUUUUGCAGUUUGUCUAAAGAAAAGAUUUAAUUGUUCCAAAUCAAUGAUGGUUUUAAUCCACUUUUUUUUUUUUUCCCCCAAGGAAACAUUCAAGGUUGGCAGCACGGUGGAUCAGCUGUAAAGUGUUGGCCUCACAGUUUUCAGGUCCAGGGUUAGAUCCUGACCCCUGUGUGGAGUUUACAUGUUCUCCCCGUGCCUGUGUGGGUUUUUCUCCGGGCACUCCUGUUUCCUCCCACAUCCCAAAAGCAUGAAACAUUAAUUGGGCACUCUUAGCAUUGAAAUGCGCUGGUUUAAGCGGGGGAACCUUCCGUGCUCUUGCGCCGAAGUGUGAUAGUAAGUGCGACCGUUUUCUGUCUCUAUGUGCCCUGCGAUUGGCUGGCAACCAGUUCAAGGGGUACCCCGCCUCCUGCCUGUUGACAGGUGAGAUAGGCUCCGGCACUCCCGCGUAAUUUGUGAGCAUACGAUAAGCGGCAAAGAAAAUGGAUGAAUGGACAAUCAAGGUUCCUGUUGAUACAUUCAUUCAAAAUUAAGAAAAAUACUGAAAUGUGAAUCAAGUGUUUUAUUUCUUUGACAAUGUCACUGAAAUAGUUACAUUAUCACUAUUUUAACAGGAUAACUUGUAAUUCGUAGCCAGCUACAUGUCCAAUGUUCAGUAAUCUCAGUUUCUCUGAAACGACGGAUGUGGGUAGGAAGAAUGUGGCUGCGGAUAUCUGAAAUGUUCUUUUUAACUGCGGCAAAACCGAAUAACAGAUAUCUGCAUCACAUCCGUCGCGGCUGUUGUAAAUAUUCUUGCAGGGCAUUGUGGGACUUGUAGUUUACAGACUGGCUAUUUUAGAUGUGUCCGUGUUAUUGUGUCCCAAAUAAAGGGGCAUCACAUCACAUUACAAGUUUUAUGUUUCUUAUUAUUUGAAGACAAUGUCGGAAAUUAAAACCAUUGGUAAAGAACACACUUUCCUCAUUUCCGUUACCGCAGGGACACCCAAAAGAAUAAAGAUGCAGUGGAAUUUUAUAACUUUUAAACUGUCUUCAUCUAUUCCGAUACUUUACUGUACUUCUGAAUUCUGUACCACUUGCCAUAGAUACUUUCCUGUGCUUCCACACCGUGGGAACAUGACUGGAUAUGUUCUGCUUUUGGGGGUUGUUGUUGUUGUUUUGCAUGUUUGUCGCGGGACUCGCCCUCGUGCCACGUCACGGCGCUUUACGCUUGUUUUGAUUGCCCUUACUUUUUUUUUUUUUUUUUUUUAAACUGAGUAGCCGUGUUCGGGGGACAUUAGUGAGGAAACGUGAGCUUGAAAACCACUCCAAGUGCUUUUGACCAUGUGUCGUGUCGUACUAAAUCGCAUCUUUCCAUCCAUUUCCAAACGGACCUCAAAAGAGGGUUGCGGAGCGAGAGUACGGAGGUGGUGGCUUUGGAGAAAACUGGGUUGUAAACGCUCUGCAGCGUCCACAGUUCAAGGCUGUUCCCCUCCGGACUCACGUGUAAUUUUGUUUGCCUUGCUCGCCUCUCUCACUUUGGCAAGCGAACUCUUGCUGCUAUCCCUCAAUGAGGUCAUCUUUUCUCCCGCUUUCACUUGUGUUGCAAAACCUCGAGCCACAAUGAACGUGUGCCCUCAGUGAAAGUGAAAGUCCUCGUUUUUAGCAGUAGUCUCUUUUUCAAAUGGAGGACACUGAGCAAAGUAGCCUCGCUGACAACGGGCAUCUCGUCGAGCCUCUGAAUGAGGCCCAGUUGGACGUCGUUGGCCAGCGAGUAGACAGCUCCAAUUCCUUCUCCGAGAGGGUUAAGACGCAAUGCCGGUGUUCUGGCUCCAGGUUAAGGAGCACUCUGCUGGGCUUGUUUCCCAUCCUGUCAUGGUUGCCCCGCUACUCCAUCAGAGAGAGCGCAAUUGGAGACCUGGUGUCUGGGCUCAGCGUGGGCGUCAUGCAUCUGCCACAGGGUAUGGCCAACGCCAUGUUGGUCGGGAUUCCUCCGGUUUUUGGCCUCUACACGUCUCUCUACCCACUGAUCAUCUACUUCAUAUUUGGCACUUCCAGACAUCUCUCCUUAGGAACUUUUGCUGUCCUGGCCAUCAUGAUUGGGUCUGUCCCAGCCAUUGCGGAGUUGCCUAGCAAUGGUGCAGAUGUGGUGGCUGCUAAAGUAAACAUAGUUGCCCAACUUACCUUGCUCUGUGGUCUCAUUCAGCUACUUUUGUAUCUGCUGCGGUGCGGGGCCGUGUGCCGCUGGUUGUCUGAUCCCCUCAUCAGGGGCUACACAACAGGUGCUGGCCUGCAUGUGGUCGUCCUGCAGCUCCCCCUCAUGACUGGAGUCUUCGCACAGAGACACACUGGACUGAUGGCUUCCGCCUGGACAUUACAUGAUGUCCUUUAUGGGAUAACCAGCGUGAUACCAGGAACUCUGUCAGUCUCUGUGGUUUCCAUGGUGAUACUCAUUGUGGGCAAGGUGCUGAAUCAACAUUUUAAAAGCAAGCUCCCAGUGGCCAUACCUUGGGAAGCUAUACUGAUUGUCCUGGCUACUGUGGUAUCGGCGAAGAUGGACUUGGCUGGACAACACAAAGUCCAGGUGGUCGGAGACAUUCCCUCUGGCCUGUCGUCCCCCAUCCUCCCCUCUCUCUCCUUGGUCAGAGAACUGUUCAUUCCGGCCUUGUCGGUCGCUCUGGUGGGGUUCAGUUUCCUCUCAACGAUGGGCUCAGUGUUUGCCCACAAACAUGGCUACCACUUCGACUCCAGUCAGGACCUGCUGGCUCUGGGUUUGUGUAACUUCAUAGGAUCCUUGUUCCAGUGUUUUGCUGUCAGCUGCUCCUUCUCACGCAGUAUGGUUCAGGACAGCAUCGGUGUCAAAUCACAGAUGUCAGGCUUGGUGUCAGCCCUGAUGAUUUUAAGCAUUUUGCUGAAGAUUGGUCAUCUUUUUGAGCAGCUGCCAAAGGCAGUGUUAGCAGUGGUCAUUGUGGUGAACCUGCAGGGGUUACUGGGUCAAUUUAAAGAUGUUGUUCUAUUAUGGAAGUCUGAUAGAUAUGAUCUGCUCGUGUGGGUGGCAUCACUGAUUUCAACCCUAGUCCUAAACUUGGAUUUAGGUCUGGCAGUGGCUAUUGCCAUCUCUCUGCUUAUGCUCAUCUAUAGAACACAACGUUUCACCAUUGCAGUGUUAGGUCACGUUCCUGGCACAGAUUGUUACAGAGAUGUGCAGCUCUACUCUGAGGCAAAGAUGGUUCCCGGAGUUACCAUAGCCUGUUGUCCCUGUCCAAUUUAUUUUGCUAACUCUGAACUGGUCUUCACUGAGAUCACACAGCUCGUGAGUCGUGCUCAGAAAGAGAAUCCAGCAAGAGUCCGAACCUCUGUGUUGUCCUCCUCCGUCCAGUUACUGACAGACAGCCAUUGCUUGAUUCUGGAUCUCAGCUCGGUCAACUUCAUGGACUCUAUGGGCAUGAAAGCACUUUGCAAGCUUGUGGAGAACUUUGAAGCCCAGAGUAUCCGUGUUUUUCUGGCCUCUUGCCCCGAGAGCCUUUUAUCCCAGCUUCGAUAUCAGGGAUGCAUACCUCAAAGUCUGCCCAGGUCCUCUGUCUUUCCAUCCGUCUAUCACGCCAUUCGUCAGUAUAUCAGCACCCUGCCUGUCCUUCUUGAGUUCACCCAAAUAAAAUGGAAAUCCAAGAUGAUAAAAGACAUAAGAUUGUUAAGAGAUGCUACUGCAUGCUCCAGAAAUAAGUCCUCAUCAUCAUCAUCAUCAACUGGAGAGUGGCGAGAAACAAAAUGACUCCAACAGCUCAAGGAUUGAUGAUGAAAACGAGAAGAAAUCUGUUUCAGCGUCGCUUCCAAGUGGUCUAUAGUGACUUGCAAGGAGCUGUAGGGACUCUGGCAAAUACUUUCCAAAUGCUGUCUGACAAGAAUUAAUUUUUGUCUUUCAAGGUGAUAAAGCUUGGAAUUAUAGGGACAAUUUUGAAGCAGAGUGUUGCAAAAAAUUAUUUCCAAAUUCUUGUGGAAAAUGACAAACACAAUCCAUCCUGAGAUGCUGGUCAAACUCCGAUUUGCUCUGAAACAAAAUGUUUGUUCGUUCCAGAUUCAAACUUUUGGCAUUAUACAAUCUGUACCAUCUGUGCAGGUAAUAAAACAAAAGUGUAACUUAACUGGUGUUAAUACAUUACUUUAAAGCAUAUCUUAAUUGAUUGAGAUGGGGGCAUAACAACAGCUGCAUUUAAACCUUCUGGCAAAUUAAACAAAGAGGCUUAUACGUUGUAUAUUCAAAACGGUCCCAUAACACUGCCUUCCUCUAAUAUAAUGCCAACAAAUGUAUUACCCCAUUGGCAGACUAACGGAUUGUAUUGAUAGUUGCAGUGUGACAGUCCUUUAAUAAACAGCUUUUGUACAUAAACAGUGCAUCAACACACAGAUAAUAAAACAAUACGCAGAUGUUUUCUUUAUCCUCUACAUAAAAUGAUUAUUAUUGCAAUUUACAAAAUCCCUGUAACUGUGAAGGUUUUCUUUGUGUCUUCAUCUUAUUCUGCCCCAGGUGGUUAAAUUACAUACACCCAAAGGAGAGGCAGUGAAUUAAUCAUGAUGCGCAUUUUUUUUCAACAUUCAAGCUUUCUGUUAUUACUGUGAUAGACUGUUGUAGCGAGCAAUUUUACUUAUUAAAAAUCACAUGACAAACUUUUUGUUUUCUUUGUUUGUUUUGUUGGGGAGGGGAUUUGGGACAAGUUCAUGGUAUUUCCGUUUAGUUUAACAAGGAUAGUUGAUUUAAGAUGUGAGUGUUUUGAUUUCCAAGUAUGGCCACGGAACAAAUUUAACGCCUAUCUAAAGUCACAUCUGUGGAAAGACUGAUUGUACAGUACCGUGUCACUUUGCUUAAAAAAUUCAGGUACAAUCUAUGAUGAUCAUGGCCGAAAUAUGUAAAACAUGCAGGAAUUUUUAAGUAUUUGGACACUAAUUGACCCCAGUAUGAUUAAACAAUUUCAAUAUGUCUUCUGGAAAAUGAACAAUUCAAUAACACAUCUUAAGUGAGGGUGUGAGAAGACAGUUCUCCGAACAACAUUUUUUUUUUUUUUUUUUUUGACUGAGUGUUAUUGUUUCUCCUGCCCGGUUCUUUAUCUGUUUUGAUAGUAAUCCAGUUGGCAUCAUGUUUUCGACCGUGUGGUGUAAUCAUUGGACAAGAUCAACCCUUACUCCACUCCAAUGGCUCACUAAUCUAAUCUCUCUCGGAUACAAGAUAUGACGAGAGCUCAGUGAGUCAAAAGAGGGAAUUUAACUGUGGUCAGCUAUUUCUUCUGACAAAGAAAAAUUCAGUGAAGAGCUGCCCUGUUUGGAGCGGAUGGAAAACUCUUCAACCAAUUACAUUUAAAGCCCGCAGCCUGAAUUGCACACAGGAAGGAUUCAUUUGUCAUGAAGUGUACAUUCAGUCUUAGGACCUAACAAACUAUUUUACUUAGUUGGAGGAGUUCAACAUAGGUCCACAUCAUCUGGCAAAGGAAAAAUAACCUGAGGACUCCACUUAAACCCAGUACAAACACUUUGGGAUUUGUUUUCAAUUUUUGGACACAUCAGGAAAAUACAAGGUAAUAACUUGCUGCAUAUACCCUGUUUGUAUUAUAAAUGAAACAAUAAUCUCUGUUUUAAGGAAUAUUGAUCCAACGGGUCUUGUGAGCCUUCUUUGUUGUUAUGGCAAAGAGGAGAGAGCCAGAUGGGAGGAUCCACAAGGAGGAACUGGACGAAGGAUUUGUGGAGAAACGCGCUCAGAAUUUGCCAUCAAAAUCUUCUGUAUGUUACAAGGUCACAAAUUC